Molecule: messenger RNA, 2561 nt
Organism: Esox lucius (northern pike)
Lineage: Eukaryota; Metazoa; Chordata; Actinopteri; Esociformes; Esocidae
Gene: ift54
Product: TNF receptor-associated factor 3 interacting protein 1
Exons: 17
Coding region: 109-2115 (668 amino acids)
Biological process (GO): cilium assembly; intraciliary transport; regulation of microtubule cytoskeleton organization
Cellular component (GO): centrosome; ciliary basal body; intraciliary transport particle B
Molecular function (GO): microtubule binding
Source: RefSeq, a predicted model, not a curated record
AUUGGAAGCUAUUGACAUAGCGACGAGAGGGUUGAUAGAAAGCAGUCAUUUAGCUAUUUUUCGUGUUUUAUUCAUACUUUCAAGGAAUUUAUCAUUUCAACAGCUGCCAUGAACGGGUUAGUGGCCAAAAAGACCCAAGAUACUUUGGGGAAAGUAAUAAAGAAACCACCACUUACUGAAAAACUGCUCAGCAAACCGCCGUUUCGGUACCUGCACGACAUAUUCAGUGAGGUGAUCCGAACCACUGGCUUUAUGAAGGGACUCUAUGCAGAGGCCGAGAUGAAGUCAGACAACGUAAAGGAUAAGGACGCUAAGAUCGCAUUCCUGCAGAAGGCCCUGGAUGUGGUGAUGCUAGUGAGCGGCGAACCCCUGUCGGCCAAGCCAGCUCGCAUAGUGGCCGGCCACGAGCCUGAGAGGACCAAUGAGCUGCUGCAGGCCAUCGCCAAGUGCUGCCUCAACAAGCUGUCCAGUGAGGAGGCGGUGAAGCGUGUCCUGGCUGGGGACAAGCUCGAUCCCAAGGGCAAGGCCAGCACCUCCCGGUCCCAGGACAAAGAAAACAGGGAAGGUCGCGAGCGCCACAGAGACAGAGAGGAGAGGAAGGAGAUACGGGAACAAAGUGAAGGCCAGGAGCAAAAGGACCUGGACCUGCCCAGGAGGAGCGAUAAGGAGCGUCACCGCCAGGGAGAUCGGACAGAGAAGGGCCGCGAACGAGACCAUACCAAAGACCGCAACAAAGACAAGAGCCGGGAGAGGGACAAAGACAGGGAAAGGGACAAAGACAGGGAGAGGGACAAGGAGAAGGGGAGAGACAGGGAGAGGGACAAAGACAGGGAGAGGGACAAAGACAGGGAGAGGGACAAAGACAGGGAGAGGGACAAAGACAGGGAGAGGGACAAAGACAGGGAGAAGGAGAAGGACAAAGACAGGGAGAAGGGGAGAGACAAGGAGAAGGACAGGGAGAAGGGGAGAGACAAGGAUAAACGGCGGGACAAGGGAGAAAGAGAGACAGAGAGAGAGCCUAGACACAAAGAGGGGGAGGAGAGAACCAAAGUUCCACCAAAAGGUGACAAAAAGGCCCGAGCGUCAGAGGAUACCAAACUGAAACCCAAUUCAGAGGUGCCUAAUAGAAUUACCCAACCUGAACCAUCGAAGGCAGAUGAUGAGCAGGAAGAGACAGAGGAAGUCAUACACAAACAGUCUGACAGUCCAGCCAGAAUAGCUCGGCCUUCGUCUGCCAAAGGGCAGAGGCGCUGGCCCAAAGCAGGAGUCCAACGAGAUGAAUCUGACAGUGAAGGAGAUGGAGACACUGCAUUGGCAGAGAGACCAGUCCUCUUGGAAAACGGAGAUCCCCCAGAUGCAGAACCGUCGCUCGUGGCCCACAGUAACCGGAGGAUACCCCGACCCAGCAGUGCCCGCCCCGCCCCUCCACGACUCAAGAGGCAGGAGAGCUACAAUGACGUGACCUCGGCCCAAAGGCUGACCAGUGCCAAGAUUCCGGCAGCGGUCAUUAUGGAGGGAAAGAAGCUCUCUGAGGACGAUGAAGAGGAUGAAGAUGAGCAGUUUGUGGUGGAGGAGACCAUCCGCCCUCCAGACAUGCCAGACAUGGAGAUGGAGCCAACAGUGGAAGUCCAAGGCAAUGAAAAACAUGGUGGACUAGUGAAAAAAAUCCUUGAAACAAAGAAAAACUUUGAAACAACCCCAUCAUCUCCAAAGUCCAAAGACCAGACACAGAGCCUGGUGUCAGAGGCAGCGAGGAAGAAGGAGAGAGACCUGGUGUCCAGGGAAAUUGAGCGUCUACGCUCGUCCAUCCAGACAGUGUGCCGCAGUGCCCUGCCCCUGGGCAAGAUCAUGGACUACAUCCAGGAGGAUAUGGACGCCAUGCAGAACGAACUGCACGUCUGGAGGAGGGAGAACAAGGAGCAUGUGCAGGCCCUGCUACAGGAACAGAGAGUGACAGACAGCGCGGUGGAGCCUCUGAAAGCUGAGCUAGCCGAGCUGGAGCUGCUCAUCAAGGAGCAGCAAGACAAGAUCUGUGCCGUCAAGGCCAACAUCCUGAAGAACGAGGACAAGAUCCAGAAAAUGGUGACCAGCAUCAACUUCUCCUCUCGAACAUGAGAGCUGUGAUCUAAAUAAAGGAGUUAAUCUCCUGAAAAAUGCACUGGGCUUUUCAUGGUGAGUCUGGUUUUUACUCUGAUAAUGUCUGAGACGGUGGAGGAGGCCUCAAUGCACUUUCUUUGGUUGUGAUGUCAUGAUGAGAUAAAAUACCCUAUCUUUUUAUGGUGCCUUUUGUGGAACUACACACUAGUUCUGGAGAAGGGUGUGUUCAACCCUCUAGGGAGAGAGAAAGACAACUGUGUCAUUUUGUUAAUGCUUUAUCCACUUUAGGGUGAUUGACACACAUUUUCUAGGUUUUCCUCUAUUCUCAAAAUGAUUUAUUGUGUCCAAACAUUUGUACAUCGGCUGUAAAAACAAUGAUGAAUAGAAUUACAUGUUAGUACUUUCCAGAUCUAUAUCCAUUUAUAAAAUCUGUGAUAGGUAUUCCCCAAACAGAAGACAUGGUC